Messenger RNA from Momordica charantia (bitter melon), 1908 nucleotides. Its product is annotated as ATP-dependent caseinolytic (Clp) protease/crotonase family protein. The record is from RefSeq and is a predicted model, not a curated record. Gene Ontology annotation, biological process: L-valine catabolic process. Gene Ontology annotation, molecular function: 3-hydroxyisobutyryl-CoA hydrolase activity. NCBI's taxonomy places the organism in Eukaryota, Viridiplantae, Streptophyta, Magnoliopsida, Cucurbitales, Cucurbitaceae.
AUUCGGUUGAAGGCGAGGGAUUUUCCCGAUUCCUCAGUCCAUUUCGUCUUUGAAAUUUAUUUGGGGAAAUCGAUUUUUAUGUUUCCAAUCCAUUCUCGUUCAGUCAGGGAUUUAUUUUUCUUAUUCGAUUAAAUUUCCUGGAAAAUUUUACCCUCGCAAUUUUGAAUCGAACAAAGGGGAAAAGAAAUCAAAUCACUCGAACCAGAAAUGAAGAACUGCAACACUAUAAUGACGGUUUCUCUUUCUCUCAGCGAAAAAGUGUACCGAAUUACAGCACAGUGGGGACUGGAGAAGAAAACGAGCAAAUAAAAUUAUGGGAGACCGUGGCCGGUGCCUUCGACGCUCGAUUUUUUCUCUUCUAUUUUAUUCUAAAAAAACAAAAGAUGAGUUGGUAUUGGUUAAAUGGGCAACAGUUGGUGUGCAGCCACCUGAAUCUGACUUAAAUUGUGCAGUGAAUUUCGACUUCGGAAUGGCGCAGCAAGUUGUUAACCCUGAUGGAGAGGUUGUUCUGGGAGAAGAAAUUGAGCAUGUAAGGCUGGUCACGUUGAACAGGCCUAGACAAUUGAAUGUCAUCUCAUCCAAAGUGGUUUCUUUGCUGGCUGGAUACUUAGAAAAAUGGGAAAAAGACGAUGAAGCAAAACUUAUAGUCAUUAAGGGAUCUGGUCGAGCCUUUUCUGCUGGUGGGGACUUGAAGAUGUUCUAUGAUGGCAGGAAUACAAAGGAUUCGUGCCUUGAAGUUGUGUACCGAAUGUAUUGGCUCUGCUAUCACAUUCAUACCUACAAGAAAAUCCACGUUGCACUUGUACAUGGAAUUUCAAUGGGAGGAGGUGCAUCGUUCAUGGUGCCGAUGAAAUUUUCAGUUGUCACAGAGAAAGCUGUUUUUGCCACUCCAGAAGCAAGUAUUGGGUUUCACACCGAUUGUGGUUUCUCAUAUAUACUUUCUCAUCUGCCUGGAUAUUUAGGAGAGUACUUGGCCUUAACAGGAUCCAGGUUGAACGGCAAGGAAUUGGUUGCAGCUGGACUUGCAACACAUUUUGUCCCUUAUGAGCAAUUGGGUGAACUAGAGAAGCGUUUGAUUAGCUUAAACUCCUAUGACGAGAACUCAAUCAGAUCUGCAAUUGAAGAAUUUUCUUCAGAAGUUGAGCUGGAUGGAGACAGUGUCUUGAAAAGGCAAUCUGUAAUCGACAAGUGCUUUUCGAAGGAAACUGUAGCAGAGAUUAUAAACUCCUUUGAAGCUGAAGCAAGUGUAGAAGGAAAUGGCUGGAUAAUUCCCGUUCUGAAGGGACUGAAGAGAUCAUCCCCUACUGGACUGAAAAUAACUCUAAAAUCGAUACGCAAAGGUCGAACCCAAACGCUGCAAGAAUGUUUGAAGAAGGAAUUCAGGCUGACAAUGAAUAUUCUACGCACCAUCAUCUCCGGUGAUGUUUAUGAGGGUAUUAGAGCUCUCACCAUUGACAAAGACAAUGCUCCCAAGUGGGAUCCACCAACUCUUGAGAAGGUCGAGGACGACAAGGUAAAUGAAGUAUUUCAGCCAUUCAGGGAAGAUUUAGAACUCCAAGUACCGAAAAACGACGAACACAGGUGGAGUGGUAAAUAUGAAGAUUCAAUGUAUUCAACUGUGAAGGUGGAGUGAGGGAUACAAUGCAAGCUUUGCCAGCUGCCUCAUUUGACUGAUUCAAUCAAAUUACAGUUAUCUCAUAUUUUACUUAAUACUGCAAAAUUAUUGCUUUAAUAAUGUAGAACACUGUGUAACAUGAAAAGCAGUGAUAAUUAAGGAAAUCUGCAGAAGGGAAAGAACUUGUAAAAGUUGAACCUACGACUUCUUGAGAUUCUGAUUUUCCUGCUUCCUUUCCAUCAAAAUCAACAUUAAAAACCAAGAAUCUCCCCAAUUCUGAAAGGCUUCCAGGC